Messenger RNA from Trichoderma breve, 2346 nucleotides. RefSeq lists its product as uncharacterized. The record is from RefSeq and is a predicted model, not a curated record. Bases 1 to 2346 code for a protein of 781 amino acids. The transcript has 5 exons. NCBI's taxonomy places the organism in Eukaryota, Fungi, Ascomycota, Sordariomycetes, Hypocreales, Hypocreaceae.
AUGCAAAGCACUGCUCAUACAUAUGCUCCUCUUGGUUACCACCGUGAUUUUCUUCAGCAAUUCGCUGCUAAAGAGCGUCAGAGACUUGCUAAGCCAACACCACUGACUGUUCAAGAGCAUGCUAUUCACAGAGAGCAGCUAAGUACUGCUAAAUCCCUCCAACCAUAUUAUGCAACCGAGACAAAAAUCAACCUUGCUGGUAUAUUAAAAAAAUGGCAAAAAUAUUGCGAAAUUGUACUAAGCAAUAAAAAUCCAAGGCAGGCGAUAGAGAGUCUUACUCCUGCAAUAACAAUGGAUUUCUUUCUAUGGAUUUGCGAUUGUUAUACAAUUGGAUCUUGUGGGACAUUGUUCCAGUACUUCCGUCAAUUUCAACAAUUUUACAGAUUAUUCAAGGGUCAAUAUAUGGAUCGGAAUAAUAGCGCUGAGGUCUACAAGUAUUUUGAGAAUGUCUUGAUUCCUCGCUUUAAACUUCGCCGAUCUAAUAUAGACGACAAACCCGUCCUUAAUACCGACGCUCUCCGUGUCUUCUUGACUUUCAAUAUUGCCUAUGACAGUAGAAGCUUCAAGCUUGGCCGGCUUCGCCUCCAGCUAAGUGCCUGUUACCAGCUUCUCUGCUAUACUGGAGUGCGGCCAGCUGAGUUAGUGGAAGCUGAGCGGAAGAAACCAAAGGAUGGCUCCUUCGAAAAGCUAUUUAAUAACAAAAUUAUCCAACCAACAAAUGACGACGAGGAUGAGGACGACGAUGACUCCCCCUCGACUGAGGCAUCUGAUGAACAAUACAAAAAGGUCGGCGAACUACUACUGCAAGAGCAUAUCAGUCGUGAUCGUUCUAAGGCUCUCUGCUACGAAGACAUCCUCUUGAUGAUAGUUCGCCACCCUGAGACACACCAGGCUUGUGUUGCCAUGGCUAUCAAGUUUAUCCACCAUAAAGGAGCUGAUAGAAAGCCAAAGCCAACUAUAUUUUUCUUUACUCCCACUAAGAAACUAAUCUUUGACGCUAUUCUAAGCAUCGUCGCUUUAGCUCUAGCUGAUAGAGCGUUUGCUGCAGCGAGCAUAACUAAUGCUCUCCGUUUAUUUCAGACUAAGCUAUGGGCGAAUAGGGAAGGUAUGGUGUUUCGAUGGAAGCAAGAGAUGCGCAAAAUCCCAGUAUUUCGUCGAACUCGAGACUCUAACCUUUCUCCCAAUGAGGCUAUGCUGUACUCCACGCUGUAUGGAGAGAUGGGCCAGCAGAGCCUUGACUUGGGUUAUGAAAAGAGAUUGACGCCGAGAAGCGCUCGAAGAGGUGCUGGUAAUGCUGCUAACGGUGAUGCUCCGGAUUCUGUCCGUGACCAGAUGAUGCGUCAUGAUCCUAAAUUUGCAACGUUCUUUAACGCCUACCUUAAUCAAAUUGCCAAUUUUGACCUCCAGAAUGCCUUUUUAGAGGAAGAGAAAGAAGUCCAGCUAUUUCGGCUUUUUACACAUGUCAGUUUGACACGUGACCCCCGAGCCGUGAGAGACAUGGUGCCUAAAGAGGUCCGGGAGGCAGCGGGACCAGAUCCAGAGAUUGUGAAGCUAGAGGAGGAGCGUGACACUCUCAAGCAAGGCCGAUACCGUAUCGAAGGUUGCGAAGAUGAGCAAAGAAUACGGCAGCUUACAGCAGAUAUUCGACUUAUGAAAGCCCAGCGCGAGAAAAAUAUUGUGAAAGCGUACCGCGAGUUUUACUUUGAAAAUCGCCCAACCUGGGACAUUGAAGCACAGGCUCGUGGAGACAUGGAACCGGAAUAUGAGGAGCCUGCAAUGCAGACUGCGAUCGCCGAACGCGCUAGGUUAGCUGAGAUCUUUUGCUGCCAGCCUGAUAACUGGACCAACGAGGAGAUUCUACAGCGUAGAAUUGAAGUUGUGGAGUUGAUGGUAGCUUUCUGUAACAAGAAAGAACCGAGGAAAGUAAUACAGACUCAGCUAAAAGCACAAAUCGAGCAUUUCGUCAAACAAGAACCGAAGGUUGACAUUAUGUCUGUGCCUGAACCCAACCUCUUCCCACUGCUCAUGGAACCAACCCAAUGUCCAGACUGCAUUGGCGAUGAGCGAAUGCCUCUUAUGGAGCGUACAUUCCGAUGGUGCCGCCCUACUGUGAGGAAUGAUCAUUUUGACGACCAGCACUUACCAGAGCGAGAGCGCGCUGAGAAACGAGGGGAGGCGAUUAUUUGCUACCACCCCAAAUGUAAAGGGAUCAAGUUGAAACAUUUAGAUCAUCUAAGGGCCCAUACUAUGCAAAUCCAUGGAGUUGCGCUUAGGUCGUUUGAUAUGGUCAACCGGAGACGACUGCAAAAAACCAAGCACCGCAAAAUGGUUCGUGGAAAAAGAUAA